Pocillopora damicornis (cauliflower coral) is the source of this 1248-nucleotide messenger RNA. RefSeq lists its product as uncharacterized. The record is from RefSeq and is a predicted model, not a curated record. Gene Ontology annotation, cellular component: Cul2-RING ubiquitin ligase complex. Lineage: Eukaryota; Metazoa; Cnidaria; Anthozoa; Scleractinia; Pocilloporidae.
AUGAAUCAAGGCAAACAGUAAUCUACCAUCAUUAAGACUCUCUAUUGUGUUUUGAUUCCGCUUGAAUUGAUAUCUUAUGAUAAAAUGACAGAACAAUGAAACAUUAGAAAAUAAUCAGAGCAGGAUUAAUGUAUUCAUCGACUGAGCACAAGGAACAGACAGGAAAUUCUUACAUAGCCUUAUGCUAAUAUUUUCCAGGUCUGCCUAAUCUAACUCAAUCACUCAGUGUUUGUCAUGAGCACUGCCCCUUUAUCUUUAUUUCCAUAGCUUUUUCGGUGUAUGUCAAUUUUGGGGUCAAACCAAGUUUUCACAAAAGCAACAUUCAACUACUUUGAAGCAUCAUGCUUGGUUAUGGAUGCUCUGGGCAAUUUCCGUGGUAACCAGGAUAUUUGUCAGCUGGCUAUACAGCUAUGUGCAAAUCUGUGUGCUAAGCUUACCAAGGAAGAAAAAUUUGCUCUUGGCUCAGAGAAAAACAUUAUGACCAUGUUUAAUAUUAUUCAAGAAAAGAUCAGUGCAAGACAGGAGGAUCUCACAUUGAGCAAUGCAUUUACUGUUCUAAAGGAAUUAACUGAGGAGACACCGAGCACUUGUUCUCUGUUUGUUGAGAAAGGAGGUUUUCAAUUGAUGGUGCAAGGCCUGAAGGUGUUCAGAGAAGGAAGCCAAGAGAAAAAUUUUGGAAUCAAAAAUGAUCUUCUUAUGGAACUGAACAUAAUAGCUGAGGUUCCAAGUCUGAGGCAUUUACUCAUCACAGAUGAAUUCAUGAAUCUUAUAGGGUCUCUCCUGGAUGACGGGCUUCUCCAAUUGUCCUAUUUUUGUGGUGGAAUUUUGUCCAAUGUUAUGUUGGAGUGGUCUGAUGAUAGAGAGCUACUUUCAUACAGCAAACAGUAUUUACUUCAUAGGCUGGAACAAGCUGUGAAAAGUUGGGAAUUUCCUACAGACAAGUUUGUUGGAUAUCAGUCAUUCAGAUCUUUUGUCCCACUCCUUCUGUGCGCUAUGCCUGCUGCACAGAUGUGGGCUUUGUGGGGAAUCAUAAAUGUCUGCAUCAGCGACAGUAAGCACCACUUGAUCUCAAAUUGUUUGAACAGUGGCCUGGCUAAUAAACAACUCAGACAGGAUGAUGCAUUUGAUUUUUGUGAGGUUGAGCUUAGAUGGAAACCUCUAUUUGACCUCAUUGAUUGUGCUCACAUAAAUUCCUACUCUCCCCCCCCCUUCCAUUCCUUUCUAUGCAGGCCAGGCAGGGUACCUUGA